Molecule: messenger RNA, 468 nt
Organism: Geodia barretti
Lineage: Eukaryota; Metazoa; Porifera; Demospongiae; Tetractinellida; Geodiidae
Source: the annotation of a GenBank genome assembly
AUGCCGGGCGCGCCGGGCUUGACACACGCUCUCGCCGGGCACAAAGUCACCGCAUGCUCACUUACGGCCUUCGCCGGCUUAUGGUGGACCCCGGUCCUGCUGCUGAUAGUUUCGUUCUUCGUAUUUCUGUUGGGGACCUACGGUCCCGGCGACCCGGUGGAAGUGCGCCUGGGUCACAACUACACGCCUGAGCUUGCCGAGCGGCUGCGCGAAAGACUUGGUCUGAACGACCAUUUCUUCGUGCAGUACGCUCGUUACGUCGGCCGAGCGGUGCAGGGAGACCUGGGCAAAAGUCUCACGUUCCAGAACCGCGACGUAAUCACGCUCAUCGGACCGAAGCUGCUCACGUCGGCCCAGUUGAACAUCGCCGGAUCGAUCAUCGCGAUAGGUUCGGCGUACCACUGGGCUUUUACGCUGCACGGCGACAGGGCACGUGGGUCGACCCUACCCUGGUGUUUUGCGCGCUGA